Molecule: messenger RNA, 4383 nt
Organism: Oryzias latipes (Japanese medaka)
Lineage: Eukaryota; Metazoa; Chordata; Actinopteri; Beloniformes; Adrianichthyidae
Gene: fcho1
Product: FCH and mu domain containing endocytic adaptor 1
Biological process (GO): clathrin coat assembly; clathrin-dependent endocytosis
Cellular component (GO): cytoplasm; clathrin-coated pit; clathrin-coated vesicle
Source: RefSeq, a predicted model, not a curated record
CGCAGUUGCUAUGCCUACUUGCCGGUUCUCCUCAGAUUGACGGGUCUAACAGCCAAUCAGCAAUGAGUUGGGCGGGUAUUGCGCUCCCUCGGAAAACUGCCCAGUAAAUUUGUACUACUACGAUCAAACCGCUCAGGGUGAGCACAAGUGCCGAACCGCCGCUGUGUUGACGGACCGGAGAUGGAAAAUAUAUGCUGUGGUGUCUGAAAACUCGGUACAGAUUGGUGUAACUCGGAGUAAAUAUGGCCUUUCAGGACAACUUCUGGGGGGAAAAGAAUGCCGGCUUUGACGUGCUGUAUCACAACAUGAAGCAUGGUCAGCUGGCAACCAAGGAGCUGGCUGAAUUUGUCCGAGAGAGGGCAGCCAUUGAGGAGACUUACUCGAAAUCAAUGAGCAAACUGGCAAAAAUGGCGAGCAAUGGGAGUCCACAGGGGACGUUUGCACCCAUGUGGGAUGUAUUCAGGGUGUCCUCCGACAAAGUGGCUCUCUGCCACCUCGAACUCAUGAAAAAGAUGAACGAUCUCAUCCGGGAAAUAAACAAAUACGGAGAGGAGCAGGUCAAAAUACACCGAAAGACGAAAGAGAAGAUGGUGGGGACCGUGGAGGCAGUGCAGGCUCUGCAGGUUCAGAGCAGUCACCUUCAGAAGUCAAAAGAGGGUUACCACGGCAAAUGUUUGGAGUUGGACCGGCUCAGAAAGGAGGGGGCACCACAGAAAGAACUGGAGAAGGCGGAGCUGAAGUCAAAGAAAGCGGCUGAAUCGUUUGCAUUGUGUAUCGAGAAAUACAACCGUGUGGGAGGAGAAUUUGAGCAGAAAAUGAGCGAGUCCGCUCAGAAUUUUCAGGAGAUCGAGGAAGCUCAUCUGCGGCAGAUGAAGCAGCUGAUGAAAAGUUACUCCCACUCCAUAGAGGACACUCAUGUCCAGGUGGGACAGGUACAUGAGGAGUUCAAGCAGAACGUGGAGAACAUUGGCAUCGAUACCCUCAUUCAGAAGUUGGCUGAACAAAAAGGCACGGGCAAAGACAGACCAGCUCCUGUUGGGUUUGAAGAGUGCAUGACGGCUCUGGCCCCUGAAGGCGGAAAAAAGAGUCGAGCAAAAGCUUUCAGGAUCCCUGGGCUCGGGAAGAGGGACAAGGAGCCAGGUUCUACGGAUUCAGCUGUGAUGGACGGAAUGAGUUCACCACUGGAAGUGGACGAUGAAGGAUUUGUCAUCCGAGCUGACGGCAAUCAGAAUGGCUGCUCUGAGGGGAAGGACAACACCUUCUACUCCAGCGAUUCGGACUUUGAUGAUGAGGAGCCCAAAAAAUUCCACAUCCAGAUCCGACCGGUGACCAGCGGCAAUCGCAGCAGCUCCGUGGCCACAGAGAAGGAGCUGAAAGCCACAGUGGGAGCGCUCACUCUGCCGCCAAACCGAGGAGCACGGCAGCAGGUUUCAACCAAACGAAUUCUCUCCAGAAACUCGAGCAGCGCAGGGGGCCGGUCAGAAGAAACAGAGGCUGCCUCUCACAGGGACGGAGAGCAGAGCGGCCUGUGCAGGUCCACUUCCAGUCCCAAUCACAGCAGAUUAAGUUCAACGGCGUCGGGUUCUGACGGCCUGUUUGGACCUCCGCUGGAGAUGGCCUUCAAAUCCAAAAGCUUUGAUAGUCAGGAACAGCUCAGAGAGCAGAACACUUUUGGAGCUUCUGAAUAUGCCGCCUUCUCAUCUGACUCUUCCUCCCCGGAGAAUGUUGAGGACUCAGGCUUGGACUCCCCCUCCCAUCAGCCUUUGGGACCCUCCCCUGAGCCGACGGGCUGGGCAGCUUGGCCCCCAGUGUCGCAGAGCAAGGAGCAGACACAAACCCUGGGGCGACCGGUGGACCCUUUCCUCUCUGCUUUUCACGAACCCACCCCUGGACGCAGUGCAAACUCACAGGACGAUUAUGCCUGGUCUGCCCCUUCCACACGCCCUUCCCGUGGCCCCCCAGAGAAGGACUCCGCCUCUCAGUUUACUGCCUUUUCUCAGUUCCCCCCACCUGAGAUGGAGCCUUCUGUGUGGAACUGCAAGCACAUUCCCACUGAGGACCCCUUCCUAGCCGUCUUUGAGAGGACGGUCACUCAGGAGACGUUGAACUUUUCCGACCCCUGGACGCGCCCUCCCCCCUGCCAGUCCCAGGAUGGCAGGGGCAAGGAGGCUCGCGGAGACCCGUUUACUGUCUCGCUCACAGACACCAAAACCCUCCCAACCCACUCCUCUUCGUCCUCAUCAUCCUCGUCUAACCGCAGAGACAGAAAGCGGGACCGCAGCCUCCCCCCUCCUGUCACCUCAGACGACCCGUUUGCAAUAACAAUGAUUGGCAGUCCAACUCAUCAGUCCUCUCUGGCUGCAGCAGCCGGGGGGGUGAUACCCCCCCUCCUGAGCUCCAGCGGCCCCACCGGCAGCAGCGGCAGCAGACCGGGGGCCGACUCCAGCUUGAACUCUUUACCCGAAGCCCAGCCAAAGAACGAGCCGCCGCACUGGAACUCUGUCCACAACCCAUUUAACGAGGUUUCCGGCUCCAAGUCACAGGAAGGAGGGGGCAAAGGAGAGACAAGAAAGGGGGGGGAGAGAAGAAAACAUCGAUCUUCGGAGAGCGAACCGCGCAGGAACGCCCCUCCCCUCACCAGGCAUUCAGGGCCCCAGGAGGACCUUUGUUUCUCAACAGACAAAGAUCAGGACUGCCUGAACCUGAACACGCAGAUCAGCUGCACCAUCAGCUCUCAGAGGGGCUCCAAACACAACUUCAGACAGGACACAGCUGACGUGGCGGCACCUGCUCCUCAGAAAGCGGCCCACGCCAAAAGGUCUUCAGGCCGCUUGAGCGGCUGUGAAAGGUCUCGGUCGCUAUGUUCUUCACCGCUGCCGGAGCCCACUCCCUCCUUCACCUCCUCUUCCUCCUCGAGCCCCAGCGAGUGGGGGACUCAGGUCCGAGAGUGUGAUUGGGGGGGGCAGAACCGUGGGCCCAGCCCUGCUAGAAUAGGACAAGCCUCCCCUCUGUCAUAUCAGCAUCAGGAGCUUCAGCAGAGGUCGUUGCAUCUGUCCAGAGGUCCCAGUCCCAUUUCUCUAAGUGCACAGGAGGCCUGGCCCGUAGCUGCAGCCAUAACCGAGUACAUCAAUGCCUACUUUAAAGGAGGACAGCACAACCGCUGCCUCGUCAAAAUCACAGGAGACCUGACCAUGUCCUUCCCAGCAGGAAUUACCCGCAUUUUCUCAGCCAACCCCAACAUUCCCAUUCUGAGCUUCAGGCUGGUUAACAUUUCAAGGAUCGAUCACUUCCUGCCCAAUCAAAAGCUGCUGUACAGCGAUCCGUCUCAGACUGAUCCCAACUCCAGAGACUUCUGGUUCAACAUGCAGGCUCUGCAGCUGCACCUGCAGAGGGAGGCUGAGCUCAACCCCCAGGCUUCGUACUACAAUGUCGGCUUGCUCAAGUAUCAGGUGUCAUCUCAAGACCCAGGUAGAGCUCCUCUCCUGCUGUCGGCCGAGUGUCAGCGGAGCGGCACAGUGACCAGAGUGUCCCUGGAUUAUCACUGCUGCCCCGCCACGGCACCCUCCACCCAGCUGACCUCUGUCCAGGUGCUGCUGCCUCUGGACCACGCCGCCACAGACGUGCAGUGUCAGCCCCCAGCCUCCUGGAACGCAGAGGAACGACGGCUGCUGUGGAAACUGCCCAACUUGUCCCCCACCAACCACAGCAAAGGCUCGGGGACGCUGUGUGCCAGCUGGCAGUGCCUGGAGGUUCCCCGAGGCCCCCCACCCAGCCUGGCUGUUCAGUUUGUGGGCUCUGGGACGUCGCUGUCGGGCAUGGGCGUGGAGCUGGUUGGCAGCCGCUACCGUAUGUCACUGGUCAAGAAGAGGUUUGCCACAGGAAAGUACAUGGCAGGCUGCUCUUUAUGAGCCCUGGCAGGGACCGACGAGGACCCGAGCUGGGAAAACGUUGCACUUUUCCAACCUUUUUGGUUGAAGUCAUCUUCUGCAGCCGUAACUCGGACAACAUGCACUUACUUCUGAUGGCGUCCUGCUGCUUUAGGACCAAAACUCUCCACCCUUCCCUCUGACUUUAAGGUUGUGUGUCGUAUGUUUGGUUGUUCUGCUCACGUCUUCUGGAUUUUCUUUGCCAGCCAAGCUAGCUGUCCUCUCUUGAUUUACAGAGGAAAGAACAUUCUUUUUUUUUGGAAUAACAUUUACUACAUUUCUGUCUUUUGCUGAGUUGCCAUGGAAACUAGGAUUUUUAAAUUAUGUAAAUAUUGUAUUUCAUUACAAUACUUAAAGAAAUUAAGAAAAAAAUGGUGGGGGGGGACUGUUUAUUUGUUCAAACUAAAAAAAAUUGUGAUGUUGCAACUUGAUUUGAAAAAAGAAAUAAAUGUCCUGA